AUGACACUACGCAUUACAAACUCAUCGGAGGGACAGUUACAGGUACAUCUUGUAACAAAGCAAAAACAGUUCGCUGUGCCCGAUGUCCCCUACUCGAUCCGUGCGAACGUUGCUAACCAGGAACUGAAUGUACUGGUUAACACACUGCUGAAAGAUGCCGGCCGCGCAGUGCAGGCCGGUAAGGUGGAGUUUGAUUUUUUGCUGAACGGGGAGUUUGUGAAGAUCCCUCUCGGGCAGCACUUGAAGGAGCGAGACAUUUCAUUCGAAGAUACCAUCGAUCUGGAGUAUGUAGAGCGGUAUCCGGCACCGGAACCACAGGAUUGCCUGCUUCACGAUGAUUGGGUUUCGGCCGUCCAAGCCAACGGGGACUGGAUUCUCACCGCGUCUUACGAUAAUACGGUGAAUCUCUGGAACACCAAAGGCAAACACAAGCUCACCAUUCCGGGCCACAUGGCGCCGGUUAAGGGGGUGGCGUGGGUGUCGUUGAACGAGCAAACGGGAGUGUUUGCGAGUGCCAGUCACGAUCAAAACGUGAUGCUGUGGCAAUGGAACGUGGCGGCCAAUUCGGUCGAAUGCGUAAACGUGUGCAAGGGCCACGAGCGCGGCGUUGGGUGCAUUGCUGUAAACCCAUCCAAAACGCAGAUGGCUUCGGGCAGCAUGGACACGAUGCUAAAGAUUUGGUCCGCCGAGGUGGGCAACGAACAGCUCGGCGAACCCAUUGCCAACAAGAAGGCCAAAUUGGAGCAGGACAAUGUUCGCACACCGAUACUAACGUUGGCUGGACACCGGGAGUUUGUGUCGGGCGUCCAGUGGAUAGACGAUACUACCGUUGCCACGUCGUCAUGGGAUCACACGAUCAAACUGUGGGAUCUGUCGCUCAACGGUAUCAAGUCGGAAAUCACGGGUAACAAAUCGUUCUUCGAUCUGAGCUACUCCCCGUUGAAUGGUAUGAUCAUUACGGCGUCUCCCGACAAAAACCUCCGCUUGUACGAUCUUCGGUCAAAACAUGGAACCAUCGUCAAAAAUACAUACCUUGGCCAUACACAGUGGGUGCAAACCGUACGUUGGUCAAUCACCAACGAGUAUCUGUUCGUUUCCGGUGCUUACGAUAAUCACGUCAAGCUGUGGGACUAUCGUUCGCCGAAAGCACCGAUUUACGAGCUAAUUGGCCACGAAGAUAAAGUACUCGCCGUCGACUGGUCAAACCCCAAAUUUAUCCUUUCGGGUGGCUCCGACAACGCUGUUCGCGUGUUUAAAUCGAAGAUUGCAAUAAAUAACAAAGUGGAAUAA
Molecule: messenger RNA, 1290 nt
Organism: Anopheles cruzii
Lineage: Eukaryota; Metazoa; Arthropoda; Insecta; Diptera; Culicidae
Product: ribosome biogenesis protein WDR12 homolog
Exons: 3
Coding region: 1-1290 (429 amino acids)
Biological process (GO): ribosome biogenesis
Molecular function (GO): protein binding
Source: RefSeq, a predicted model, not a curated record